Molecule: messenger RNA, 577 nt
Organism: Lactuca virosa
Lineage: Eukaryota; Viridiplantae; Streptophyta; Magnoliopsida; Asterales; Asteraceae
Source: the annotation of a GenBank genome assembly
AUGUCGACUCUACAUACCUUCAACGCUACCCUACUCCUUCCACAGUCUCUUCUACAGACUUUCACCACUGCCAUGGGGCGAUGUAGAAGGAAACAAAAUCAAAACCACCGCUACCAAAAAAGCCCUAGACUCAUUGAUUGUGGAUGGAAGGAGGACGUCUUAACCGUUUCUCCAGUCAAUCGACAAUACAGAGGUUCUUCUAGGUUUGUUGAGUGUAUGGAACGUUUCUUUUCUUGGAUAUCCUGCACGAAGCACGCCAUCAAGGUCUACGGUUACACCGAUAAAGACACUUCUGGCCAGAAGGUGAACCAUAUUGAUUACUUCAUGGACAUGAUGGGCCUGCUUAUGAUGUUAAGCUCUAUGGUGAUGAUCAACAUUCAUUGCUGUUAAGAAUAUAUGCCUAUCAAGAUGAAAACUUAGCAAUGAUGCAUGCAAUGGAGGGACUUCGAACAUCAUACAGAAUGGAAUGCAAGAUAUAAUGUGUCACAUAUAAGGUAACCUUUUUGAAAGCUUUUUUUUUAAUCCUGUUGAAAUGUUAUGGUUGUGUUUCGCAGAUAUCUUAUGUUUUAGAUACAGU